Messenger RNA from Pelodiscus sinensis (Chinese soft-shelled turtle), 927 nucleotides. RefSeq names its product olfactory receptor 5C1-like. Gene Ontology annotation, molecular function: olfactory receptor activity; G protein-coupled receptor activity. Gene Ontology annotation, cellular component: membrane. NCBI's taxonomy places the organism in Eukaryota, Metazoa, Chordata, Testudines, Trionychidae. Gene Ontology annotation, biological process: G protein-coupled receptor signaling pathway. The record is from RefSeq and is a predicted model, not a curated record.
AUGUUUGAGCCCCCUCAGCUUCUCCUGGACACCUGGGUUCUUUUCCUCUCAGACAUGAGGCUGGUGAAACUAAUGCAUAGCCUGCUCCUCUUCUCUCUUGCAUUGCCCGUCGUCCUACUGGGCCUGAUGGGAAACUUGGGCCUGGUGGUUCUGAUCCGGGCUGAGGGCUCGCUCCACACUCCCAUGUACUACUUCCUCAGCCACCUGGCGCUGCUGGACCUCUGCUCCUGCUGCACCGUGGGUCCCGUCAUGCUGCAGGGCCUGAUGGCUGGCUGGGUCACUCUUCCCAGCCUGGCCUGCGCUCUCCAAAUGUUCCUCUUUGCUGCUGCCGCGGACGCGGAGUGCUGCCUGCUGGCUGCCAUGGCCUACGAUCGCUACGCCCUCCCCCCCCGGGCGCCCUGCCCCCCCCGCCUCUGCCUGGGGAUGGUGCUGGGCUCUUACAUGGCGGGAGUGGCCAGUGGGGCCGUGCACACCAGCCUGGCCUUCCGCCUGCCCCUCUGCCAUAGCCGCAUCCUCAACAGCUUCUUCUGUGACAUCCCACCUGUGCUGGCCCUGGCUUGUGCUGACACCAGCCUUAACCAGGCCCUGCUGCUGGCCAUUUGUGGCACCAUCCAGAGCAUCACCUUGCUGGCCAUUCUGGCAUCCUAUGGUCUCAUCUUGGGGGCUGUGGGACAGGUGGGCUUGUGCCGGGCUGCAUCCACCUGCAGCUCCCACCUGGCAGCUGUGGCUGUGCUCUAUGGGACACUCAUCUUCAUGUACCUGCGGCCCGAAGGCAGCUACUCCGCGCAGGCCGACAAGAUGGCCGCCGCUUUCUACACCGUGGCCAUCCCCACCCUCAACCCCGUCAUCUACAGCCUUCGCAACACCGAUGUCAAGGGGGCCCUAGCUAAGCAGCUCUUGGGCAGGCGCCACAUGUGGGGGAACUGA